GGAAGAAGAUGUCGGAAACAGCCGCCCGUUUGCAGAACCACAACGAAGAGAUGGUCAAGUGCCUCAAUACCUUGCGCCAACAGCGGAAAGCACUCGAGGAGCGGAUAACGACGCAAGAGAAACAGAAAGCACACCUUCGGAAGGACAUAGAUAAAUUACAACGAGCGUUGGGCGAGGUGGAAAGUUCGAUAGCAGAUGAUACGCGUAAGCUGAACGAGUGCUCGAAACGGCUAACGGAAACGGAAGCCGGGUACCAGAAAGUGGUAGACACGUUACAACUGUUGCUGUUGUCCGCGAAGGAGAAAGGAAAACUUCCCGACGACUGAAUGGUGCCCCGUUUUGUGUUUAGUUUAGAUUUAGUUUUAUUAUUUUCCACUGCAUACUAUCACAUUUCGGUAUAGGAAAGAUAAAU
Anopheles cruzii is the source of this 412-nucleotide messenger RNA. RefSeq lists its product as uncharacterized. The record is from RefSeq and is a predicted model, not a curated record. NCBI's taxonomy places the organism in Eukaryota, Metazoa, Arthropoda, Insecta, Diptera, Culicidae. The coding region runs from base 9 to 326 and encodes 105 amino acids. Gene Ontology annotation, cellular component: centrosome; ciliary basal body. The transcript has a single exon.